Molecule: messenger RNA, 3069 nt
Organism: Micromonas commoda
Lineage: Eukaryota; Viridiplantae; Chlorophyta; Mamiellophyceae; Mamiellales; Mamiellaceae
Exons: 1
Coding region: 1-3069 (1022 amino acids)
Molecular function (GO): protein binding
Source: RefSeq, a predicted model, not a curated record
AUGGGGGGCAUAUCGCGCGAGCGCGUCAUCGAAGCCGGGAAAAACGAGGGACUGUGGCCAGUAGAAGAUACACAAGCAUGGAGAGACGCUGCGCAUGCGUUUGCAAAGGAUCACGAAGGGAAAGUAAGGCGCAUGAGCGGUGCGAUCCCGAGGUUUCAUUAUACCCCGACGUCCGGGAAAGCGCUGGUGGAUUUGCUCAUUCAAGCUCAUCUAGGUGACGCUGGCGAUCAAUUGACGCGCAUGAGUAAGCGAAACGCGGGGAGGUUCGAUGUCAUGAGUGUGGAAUUCAGAAAGCGUCGCUCUCGUUCGCGCGCUUUGGUAAACGUGGGCGAAUUUUGUCAGGGUACGACGCGCGAAGGCGUCAGUUGUCGGAAUCCAGGAAAGUACGAUGGCUUUUGCUGGUUGCAUGCACCAAAGUGUGUGUUUUACGAAGUAAGCGGUGAGAUAUCCAAGCGGUGCGCAUUUAGAGCCGUGGAUGAUAUACUUUGCUCUAAUCACGCUCAUCAUCGCGAUGACCUGCGGGAAGGGGCGGCGAUGUGUAUACAGCGUCGCAUUCGAGGCAUCCUUACUCGUAAGAGAGUGACAAACACGGCUUCUCCAAACAAAUUGUGCAACUCUCCUGGCGGAUCUGGCGAACCCAUAUCUCCCGCGUCUAUCACAACCCCGCCGUCAAGGAGAACAUGCAAGGGUGAGACGAGGACCGGUGAAGACUGUCGCCUUCUGGCGAUGAAGGGAACGAACUAUUGUCGGCACCACCAAGAUCAAGGCACAGGUGUCGCAGGUGCCAAAACGGACCAGGAAGAGGAAAGCAGACACGUUGUUUCCACUCUGCCGUUCGAGUCUGCCGCUACAAGAUCGACAUGCCGUGGCAAGAGUCGAAUCACCGGCCUCAACUGCGGUCGACACCCCGGAAAGAAGUCAGCCUACUGUCAUCUUCAUCAAGAUCAGGACCCGUGCUACCAAACGGAAAAGUUGGCGGACAAAUUUACGCAGAUUCGGACUGUGGAUAAACAAAAGGAUGCCCUCGAUAUCCUCCCUGACGUCGAUGAGUAUGCAGUGGCUACUUACAUGCUGAUGAGGAAGUCAAACAACCGCGCGAGUAAGCUCGUCUCGACACUCGGUCUUGGGAAAGAGAAGAUGCGUAGAGUUGAUCUCACCAUCUAUCCGAGCGGCGUGAUAUUCCUUUAUCCAGAUGGACGAGACAAUGAUGAAGGGAAGUAUCUGGGUAAAUUAAAGAUGGAAAAUAUCAAUGUUGAAAUUAAAAAAAUACCUUCGAAGGCACCUGACGAUCGGAGGCGCACGCUAAGGUUCAAAUACUCUGGCAAGACAGGCGCUGCUCUUAAUGAUUUUGUAGAGGUGAACGAGGAUACUGCGAAAGAAAUCAAAGUCAUCAUAGACGCGUUGAAAGAACCAGAACCAAAUGUGGAGUGGGCAAGAGAACUAGCCGAGAAGUCCCACAGGAAGGAACCCCCUUAUCGUCGGUGGCUUGAUCAGAUAAAACAUAUGCAUGACAACGAUCCAGAGAGUGAUCUGCGUGCAAUUUUGUACGAGAGAAAUGGGCAGCUGGAUAAUGAGUUGGAAAACGGAUUCGUGGAAGAGCUAGAUGAAGACGGCAAAACCGCAAUCUUUUGGUGGGGAACGUCAAGAAACAAGCGCACCGGAAGGAAAAUCGGCAAUGAGGAGCAGAAGCGAAAGUUUUGCGAGGAAAUGCGCAAACUGCUUGGCAAAGAGCCCACAGACGACGGCGAUCAACGAUUGACAUCUGAACCGCCUGCCCUUAUGUCCGGGACUUCACCGUCGGGUAACUCACCUUCUCAUGCACCACAAUCUGACCUUCCGUCGGAAGGUCAUAUUAUUCUCAAACCCUCCCACCCUGAUUGGCUCAAAAACUUGUUCGAAGAAUGCGAUAAAGAGGCGAAGGACAUGAGCGGAGAGCAGCAAGGAGAUCCGGAAUAUCAACGCAAACUCACUGACUUGUUGUUCGAAAAGUUAUUCAGUAAGCGGGAAAGACUCAUCUCACCACUCAACAAAUUCCACAUUAAUGGCGAGUAUUAUUGGGAUGAGGGUUGCAAAGAUUUUCCGAUAGGGCAUGACCUCGUGCCAUUCAGCAAGGCGCUCGAGAUGAUUUUCCCAGACCACUACGUUCCUGCUAAGGGUUUUAAAGACAAGUUAAGGGAGGGGAAGUAUGUUCAUUCUGAGAAGAGGAGACCGGCUUGGAGUUUACAAGUGAAGAACGAUAGCUGGGAAAAACUGCGAAACCAGACAAAGGGUGUUUUAUUUCAGGCUUUUAAGAAAACCUUCGAUGUGGUGCCGGAGUUUGUAAAUGAUCGGGACAUGUCGGACUCCGAAUUCCGCGUCGACAUGUACGGCAACGUGGUUGCGAAACCUGGUGCCGCUGAGAAUUUCUCUGUGUGUUGCACCGAGUAUGAUCACGUCCUUCCUUGGUCGAGAGGUGGGACUUCAAAGAGCGCAAACAUAGAAGUUAUCAGCUGGAUCGCAAACCAAAGGAAGCUUGACUCUUUCUUACACGGCACCGAAUACGUACAAGGUUGGAAUCAGUUGGGGAACAGGCCGCUCAACAUCGGACUUUCCGUCGAUCAAUUCAUUAGUUUGUGGGUAGACGUUCGCGAAAAAAUCAAACAAAUGACGAAAAAAUCAAACAGGGACGUGCGUCUGGCAGACAUACGAAGCCAUAAGCUGGGCAAAACACUCGUCGAGGGCAUUCUGUUCAAAACGUGUGCGAUGGAAAAUUCUUGGACGUUAUUUCGAGACAUCCUCGCCGGUGGAAUCACCAACGCAAAUGGUGAGUUUGAGCAAAUUAUUAAGCGGCAGAACGGUGAACCUGAGCGACCAACAGGCGAGCUAUUGAGGAGGCUCCUCGAACGGUUCCCUAAUAAAUUCAGCAGCAAAGAGGCCAAGAAAGAAGCGCGCGAGAUAAUGGAAGCGCAAGCCUCGAUGAGCGAGAAUCCGACGGAUAAGGUGAAGCGCAUUGCGAGGAUGCUCGCGGAAGCCAAGAUGGAAGCGCAGGCGGAGAUGAGGCGCGAAGCUGUUUUCAUGUCUUCAACGUAA